This is a messenger RNA of Cydia splendana, 2505 nucleotides long. RefSeq lists its product as uncharacterized. Gene Ontology annotation, cellular component: ribonucleoprotein complex; nucleus; cytoplasm. NCBI's taxonomy places the organism in Eukaryota, Metazoa, Arthropoda, Insecta, Lepidoptera, Tortricidae. The record is from RefSeq and is a predicted model, not a curated record. The transcript has 9 exons. Gene Ontology annotation, molecular function: mRNA binding. Bases 165 to 2222 code for a protein of 685 amino acids.
CGUCAAACGUCGGCGUAGCGUGUAAAGGAUAAAAUAAUACCGGGGUUGAAUUAAGAAUUUAGCCAAUUUUAAUAAGUGAAAUCCUUUUUUUUGUAGAACUACAUCUUACUUUCUUGAUAAUCUAUAAAGCUCAAGUCUGUUUACUAAGAAUUAACUUGUAAAACAUGAGUAAAAACAAUGGUCAAAAUGCAAGUACAAAAUCGAAUACGAAAUGUGACAAAAAGAUUAAAACCGAGAAAAAACUGGAUAGUAUCACUUCAGAGGGAUCCAAUUUAGAUUCAGAAGAUCAAGAGGUGGAAAAAUUUAAUUCGGGAAAGAGAAAGCACGAGAUUCUUCCUCUGUUAGUAUCAAAUUUCCCAGAAAAUUAUGGUUUGGUAAAGAUGACUGAUUUCUUGGUGAAAAAGUGCGGACCAUGUGAAGUCAGCUUAUCGGAGAAUGGUGACAAGAAGGUAGUCGAGGCAAUUUUUGGAAGUGUAGCACUAAGAGAGAAAGCUAAGAAGAUCCUGGGUUCGCAGUCUAUUGAUAAACUCAAAAUAAGGGUGGAAUCACCAGUAGUACAAGUUUAUGACUCAGACCUGGAAGAAAAUGAUGAACCACAAGCAAAAAGGAAAAAAGAAGCAGAUGAAAAACCAUGGGGUCUUGAUAUGGAUGUGUGGAGGCCGGACCCUAAAGGCUAUUACGGGGUCAGACCCCAGUACUUAUCUUCUUUAGGUAUUGAAGGCUCACUUCAAAACUGGGUUUUGGUGAAAAAUUUCCGGUGCUCCAAAGAAGACCUAAAGGAGGUCUUGACCCUGGCCGGCGAAGUAGUAGUGUGCGUGGUUACCUUUGCUAACCCCAACUCGUACGCUCGAGUCAUGUACCGGCACCCGCUUGAAGCCUUACAGGCUGUUUCCAUGUUAAAUAAUCAAAAGCUCCAUGGAGUCCCUCUAAUAGUCCGAGUAAUAAAAACUAGUUGCACCGGCAUCUUACCAAAAGGCCUCAACAGCAUCGGCCCAGGCUUGGCUAAAAACGGAACACCGUUAAGAGACAUUGUCAGACAUUACGAAAGAUUUGUCAAAGGCCAAGACACUGAAUUAAAUAGCAGCUUAUUUAGAACCCCAAAAGAACAAUGCCUUCACGAUGAAGGCACUUAUUCAAAGAUUGAAGAUGAUAAGAGAAAAGCGAAAGAAGCUUUAGAAACACUUGUCUCUUUGGUCACUCAAGGAAUGAAAGUAGACGAUUUAAUGACGGUACUGAAAUCAAUUAAAGGCAACCAAAACGUUAGUUCUAUACUUGAGAGUCUGAAAGAAAUUGACACGACACCGUCCACACCUGAUUCUCAAACUAGUAAAAAGGAUGAUAAACCAAAUUCGUCUUUAGAAAAGAAAAGGAAUGCCCGGCCCAGUCCUGUGAGCUCCAGUGAAAGCGGUUCAAGGUCGCCAAGUCCAGACGCUAAAACUACUAAAAAACCGACAGAAAACGCUAAAAACUCCCAGCAAAUUUCUACGAUCACGAAUCGAUCUACAAAUGCUGUUCGACCACCUGCUCCUAAACCACCUGCUCCUAAACCCACGCCUGUUAAACCUUGGUCGAAACCUGCACAGCCUCCUGCCCCAGGAACAACUUCUUUUAAAGGGGUACAGAAUAAGCCGGGGCCUCGGGGUCCUAUGUCGGGGCCGGUGCGUCCACAGGGUCCGAUGUUUAAUGCGAGAAUGCCGGGCCCGGUAGGCCCAAUGUCCGGCCCCAUGUCUGGUCCGAUGCCUGGUCCAAUGGGUCCAAUGAUGGGGCCAAUGUCUGCCCCGAUGGCCGGUCCCAUGUCUGGCCCAAUGCCAGGGCCUAUGUCUGGGCCCAUGUCUGGGCCAAUGUCUGGGCCCAUGUCUGGGCCAAUGUCUGGGCCAAUGUCUGGUCCAAUGUCCGGUCCAAUGUCUGGUCCCAUGAUUGGCCCUAAUUUCUCCAUGCCCGGACCCACCCAGAAUUCAUUUGGACCGAAUGGACCGAUGGGUUCUAAUGGACCAUCAACGGGAUCAGAAGCGAAAUUACAGUUUAGUAACUUGCCCCCGUCGACCACGUUCGCGCUGCUAAGUGAGAAGCUGUCUCAAGUGGGUCAGCUGUUGUCCAUACAGUUCACGACGCCCGGCUGCGUGGUCGCCAUGUUCGCUCACAGGGAGCACGCGGAGAGAUGUCGACAGCAAUUCGACCAAUCGCGAUUGGAAGGAAACCUGAUCGACGUCAGAUUCAUCUAAAAAUAUGCAGAUGUUUCUGAGUUUAUCAACCAUGGUGGGAAGCUGAGUUUAUUACUUUGAACCUUUGAGGAAUAGAUAUAAAGUCGAAAGUGUAUUGUGUUUCUAUUAUACAUAGCGAUACAUACAUAUUAUGUGUUAUCCAGUGCAGUUAUUGGUAUAACUAUCGGAGUUAUAAGAUUAGAAAUUAAGUUUAUUAUUUAUUACCCACAUUUAGUAGGUAAAGUACGUUUUACACACUACAAUAUUUUUUUCCUAAGUUCGUCAAUGGUUCGACUAUACUUAU